Molecule: messenger RNA, 303 nt
Organism: Gongylonema pulchrum
Lineage: Eukaryota; Metazoa; Nematoda; Chromadorea; Rhabditida; Gongylonematidae
Source: the annotation of a GenBank genome assembly
AUGCGCCCAACAUCAUCAUCGACAUCACUGUUCAUGACAUCAACGCUACUAUCAGCAUCCACAAGCGAACGCUCGCAACCCCGUAAAAAGUCAAUACAGAAAGGUCGGGUCAGCAAAGCAGAUCGAGAACGUCGUGAACGAGAGCAAAUCAUGGCGAAACUCCGCCGUAUGAUACCACAGAAUCCCGAGAUCAUGGAUUGUUCGGAACUGGCGCUUGUCAAUGGCGCCAUGAAUUAUAUUAUUUACUUGACGGUUUGCCUACUUCUUACCGUUAACAGAAAAGAUCGUUUAACGGAUCAAUAG